GCUAUUAGUCGCUCAAGCUUUGCAAGGAUUUCCUUCAUCUUAUCGUACCUUCGUGUCUGGAUUAAAUGUUACUGGCUCACUUCCUUCUUUCAUUGUAUUACGACCACUACUUCUCACUGAAGAAGCUCACAUUAAUGCAAAUGCUUCUGAAGAGUCAAAUGCUCAAACUGUUUUGCUUGCGUCAACUCAAGCGAAGACCACUUCUAAUUUAUCAUCUUCCUUCAAUGAAAAUCAGCCUACAAAAGGAUACUUCCAUGGACGAGGUCGUGGAAAAAAUAACAAGGGACAAUAUGGUAGGGGUCGUGGAUACCACAAUUCUUCAUGGUCUGAUUUCCAACAUCAAUCUCGGCCUCCUUCCCCCGCUACUGGUAUUUUGGGUAUACCACCUUCCGCUCUUACUAAACAAUGUCAAAUUUAUUUUUAUUAUAAUCGCACUGCGUUGGAGUGCAUAAACAGGUUCAACCAUUCCUUUGUGGCUAAUAAUAUUCCUAAACCAUUUGCUGCAAUAAAUUUGGAGGAGGUUCAACCAACAGUUUGGUACCCAGACUCUGGGGCAUCUGCGCACAUGACAAAUUAUCCUUCUACUCUUACUUCUCACACUCCCUAUUCUGGUCUUUCUCAAGUCUUGGUUGGAGAUGGUACUCUUCUCUCAAUUAAAUCUACUGGUUCAUCUACCCUUCCAACAACUUUUAAGCCUCUUCUCUUAAAGAAAGUUUUAUAUGUUCCGUCCCUUGCUAAAAAUCUGUUUUCUAUUCAACGCUUAUGUGCUGAUAAUAAUUAUUUUAUUGAAUUUACUAACUCUGAUUUUUUGUCAAGGACUUGA
Nicotiana tabacum (common tobacco) is the source of this 823-nucleotide messenger RNA. NCBI's taxonomy places the organism in Eukaryota, Viridiplantae, Streptophyta, Magnoliopsida, Solanales, Solanaceae. The record is from RefSeq and is a predicted model, not a curated record.